AUGUUGUCUGCUCUCGCCUUCGGUUCUCGCACUCUGCAAUCGGCUUCUCGAAGUCGCAGGUUUUCCGCCUUUGCACCACCGCGCUUGUUUGAUUACGAUACUAUCACCAAGAAUUUGGCAGUGACAGAUGCAAUCGAUUCGGUGGAAGCAGCUUUUGGCGCUCUCGCCAGGGGGAAGGUAGAUGUCCCAAUGCCAAUGCAUAUUGGGAUUGACGAAUCUGAUGCUGCAGGCCCCGGUGAUUGUCACAUCAAAGGUGGGUAUGUCAGUGGAACCAAGACCUUCACUGUCAAGCUAGCCUGCGUGAGUUUCUAUAAGAAUGUUGAAAAGGGACUACCGCCAGGCUGUGGUGUCUUCGUUGUUGUUGAUGCUGUCACAGGAGCUCCACUGGCAAUUUUUCAAGAGAAUAGAUUCAUGACAGAUCUGCGCACCGGUGCUGCUGGUGCAGUAGCGAUGAAGUACACUACCCGUGAUCAAGGAAACACUGUUGGUUUCAUUGGAUGUGGGGCUAUUGCCCGAAAUAUGGCGCGGGCUGCAGCUUCAGUGCGGGACUUUCAAGGAGUUGUCUAUGCAUUGGAUGGUGCCGAGGACUUUGCUAAAGAAAUGUCGGCGGAGCUAGGCAUUGAAUUCUCGGUUGCUGGUUCUGGAGAAGAGCUCUGCGAAAAGUCCAACGUGAUCUAUACGCAAACACCUGGCUCGGACACUGUGCUUGAGCUUGACUGGCUCCAAAAGGGAACCACUAUCAUUGCUUCGGGAAGUGAUCAGCCAACCAAGCAAGAGAUCCCUUCAGACGUCUUGAAGGCAAGCAAAUACAUUCCCGACUUGGUAAAGCAAACAUCAAAAGUUGGGGAGCUACGCGGGGCCAUUGAAGAUGGCUUGAUGUCCGAGGAAGAUGUUUACUGUGAGUUGGGAGAUCUCGUGAAUGGAAAAGUAGGUCGAGAAACAGAUGAGCUAAUUGUUGUUGAUCUGACUGGUACUGGUGCUCAAGAUGCAGCCAUUGGGCAAGUUGCCUGGGACAAGUUGGGUGCUCUAUAA
Molecule: messenger RNA, 1032 nt
Organism: Cylindrotheca closterium
Lineage: Eukaryota; Bacillariophyta; Bacillariophyceae; Bacillariales; Bacillariaceae
Source: the annotation of a GenBank genome assembly